Messenger RNA from Lichtheimia ornata, 1689 nucleotides. RefSeq lists its product as uncharacterized. Lineage: Eukaryota; Fungi; Mucoromycota; Mucoromycetes; Mucorales; Lichtheimiaceae. Gene Ontology annotation, molecular function: transmembrane transporter activity. Gene Ontology annotation, biological process: transmembrane transport. The record is from RefSeq and is a predicted model, not a curated record. The transcript is spliced from 7 exons. Bases 1 to 1689 code for a protein of 562 amino acids.
AUGCCUUUUCCUUCCUUUACAACGGGUGCAGUUACUCCUGUUGAUGGCAAGGAAGCACGCGAUAGAAAGAAACAACAUCGCCACAACAGCAGCAGUAGAAAACCUUCGAUUCGAAAGCGACCCAUCUUAUUGAACGUACGAUCAUCCGAUUACUUUAUCUUUUCCACAGCAGCCAUUGGCCUCUUCUCCAGUACGUUUGUGCACUCCAUCCUUUUUCCAUUAUCACCCUUUAUCAUCAAUCGGAUAAAUCAUGGCGAUGAUGCCCAGCUUGUUGACAGCAAUAAUUCCACAUUGACGCCAUCCACCAUCAGCAGUGCAAAUGUUGAAACAUCAAGAGACACCGGCAUCCUUGUUGCCCUUUAUGCAGUCGGCCUUUUAGCUGGAUCACCUAUAUUUGGAUGGCUGGGUGAUAAAAUCAAGCAAAGGCGUAUUCCAAUGUUGCUUGGGAUUUCAGCAUCCAUUGCAGCCAACUUGAUGUUCAUGUUCGCCUUUGCAUAUUGGAUGUUGCUUUUGGCAAGAUUUCUGCAGGGUGUGUCCAAUGCAGCUGUUUGGACCAUGUCUCUAUGUCUUAUUGCUGAUAAUUGGCCAGAGAACCAACUGGGGCUUCAAAUGGGCAAGUUGGUUGGAUUUUAUCCGCUCGGCAUGAUGGCCGGGCUUCCAAUUGGUGUCCUCUAUGGCAAAUUGGGUCACCAAGCACCUUUCAUUGCAUCCAUGAUUUUGUGUGGUGUCGACUUUUUCAUGCGGGUCGUGAUUGUUGAACGAUGCCACGCUCCACGAGAAUGGUUCAUCAACCCUGAACGAGAUCCAGCAGCAGGCAAUGAAGAAGAACAGCUUGGUACACCACCCCUAUCAAAUUACCAUCACCAUCGGCUGCCUGAAAUCUCAACAACGCACACCAACAUGAGCAGCUGUUGCAGUUACAGUGAAACCAGUGAUGAGUUGCAAGCAUCCGGAACCACCACAACCACCACUCACCACGAUGACCCACUUGCAAGUGAUAUCAAUGAUACCACAGCUAAAAAAGUGACCCUUGGACAACUCUUACGAAGACCACGGUUGUUAGUUGCAUUGCAUACGACAGUGGUAGUAGCCGCUGUCAUGAGUGCAUUCGAGUCGACAUUGACCAUGCAACUUGCAUCCGAAUGGAAGUUUGAUGAGGCGGCUAUUGGCUUGAUAUUGAUUGCCUAUAUGCUACCAGCCAUUGCAUCAGGAGCUGUAUCAGGAUGGCUUUGUGAUCGAUACGGCACCAAGAUUGUGGCACUCGUAUCCUUGACAUUGGUUACUCCAGCUUGUGUUGCCAUUGGUAUACCUAACCGCAACACGCCCUUUUGGCCAUUGGUGCUAUUGCUAGCCGUGGGUGGUAUGACCAUGGCAGGGUGUCAAUCACCCAUUUUCCCAGAGAUCGCAAGCGUCGUUGCCCGUGAAAAUGAACGACACAAAGGCAAAAAGCGUGAUGGGCUUGCUACCAGCUACGCCUUAUUCAAUGCAGCCUAUGGUGCAGGCAUGAGCUUUGGCCCAAUAUUGGCUGGAUUCUUGUAUGGCACCGUGGGAUUCUUUUGGUUAUGCUUUACUCUGGGAAUGAUGUUUGUUGUGUGUAUUCCUUUUGCGUAUGCGUUCACUGGUACGGAUCGACGACGAUCAUCCAAGACUGACGUUAUUGAAAAACCACCAACCACUGCUUCUUCUUAA